ACGGUAUUGAUAAAAGUAAUAUUUAGCUUUAAUAUAUUUAUAGUACGUUGGAAUUGGCAUGAUAGUUGGAGUUGAAGACAAGAAAAGAAAGAAAGGCGGUGACUAACGCAUGUAGCACAACGCAUAUACCAGUGGCAUAAAAGUAACCCACAUAAAUUAGGUAUAACGCACGCCUUUAAAUUCUCAUUUUCAUUUUCUUACUCGCCACGAAGCGUUGAGAACAGAGAAAAAUCACACCGAAUUAGGUUUUUCGUAUUGGAAGAAGAAGCUCUGGAUUCCACCUCUUCCCGUCCUUCGAGGCGGUGGUUAUGCUGCUUGUUCAUCAGGGCUGUUUAGAUUUGAAUUUAAAGCGCCGUGAAUUAUAUCCUGAGACAUGGAGGGAGUUUAUUUCUCGACAAAUUGUUACCAGUAUCGGUUUUUUGCUUUCCAAGAAGUGCUUGAUUGGCGAGUUUUCAUCCUUGGAAAUUUUCUUUUGGUUUCCUUUGUCAAUUGCACUUAGUUUUCUGUCCCCCUUCAAUGAUCAACAAAGGGUACGUGAUGCUAGUUUAUUCUGAUACAGGUGCCGCAUCUUGCACUUGUACAAUGCAUUGCUGACCCAACAUUUAGUUAAAUCUUCUGUGGAGUUUUCUUCACGGGCUUAAGUAUAGUCUGGUCACUGAAUAUUGGAUUCAGCCUGCAUCUUCGAGCGAAGCAUUUGCAUUGAAUCAGUAUAAGACUAGUCAUUGGCAAUUGUCUCCUUUUUGCUCUCGAUGGAAAUUAUUGGUGACAGUACAUCAUUUACCUGAAGAUUCUGAAAUGAAUCCUAUAGUAGAUUAGAUGAAAUAGAUGCUAUUUCAGUUCUGAAGUCUUGGGUCGCAGUGGUAUUAGCUAGUGAUUAAUGCUAUUGCAUUGAUCAAUCAGUGUGGUGGGACCUGAAGUGUCACUAUGUUCUGUCGUUCUUAUUCAUUUCUACCACCUUUGUCACGUAACCAGAACAAAGCCUAGGUCUAUUACUAAAUAAGCCUGUGCAGCCCUUCCAUCAGAUAGUUUCUGCCCUAUGUCCGCUUCUGACAUGACAGAACAUUGAUGUUGGGGUUUUCUGGACCAGCAGGAACUUGUUUAUACGGAGAACAUCAUCUACAAGAGAUAAAUGCUAUUUAUCUUGUUUUUGUUUACAUUUCUUGAAUAAAGGAAGCAUAUUUUGUAUUCUGUGAAAAAAUGGAGAGGUACAAAAUAAUCAAGGAAGUUGGUGAUGGAACAUUUGGGAGUGUCUGGAGAGCUAUUAGUAAGCAAGCUGGCGAAGUUGUUGCGAUCAAGAAAAUGAAAAAGAAAUAUUACUCUUGGGAAGAGUGUGUAAAUCUCAGAGAAGUCAAGUCUUUACGAAAAAUGAACCACCCAAAUAUUGUGAAAUUGAAGGAAGUUAUUCGAGAAAGUGACAUUCUGUACUUUGUUUUUGAGUACAUGGAAUGCAAUCUAUACCAACUUAUGAAAGACAGGGAAAAAUUGUUCUCUGAAAGUGAAAUUAGAAACUGGUGUUUUCAAGUUUUCCAAGGUCUGGCUUACAUGCAUCAGCGUGGUUACUUCCAUCGCGACCUUAAACCUGAAAAUUUGCUGGUUUCUAAGGAUAUUAUCAAAAUUGCUGAUUUUGGCCUAGCCCGAGAGAUCAAUUCACAACCACCCUACACUGAGUAUGUCUCCACACGAUGGUAUCGUGCUCCUGAAGUGCUGCUUCAGUCUUAUAUCUAUAAUGCCAAAGUUGACAUGUGGGCAAUGGGUGCUAUAAUGGCCGAGCUCUUCUCUCUACGACCUCUUUUUCCCGGAGCCAGUGAGGCAGAUGAGAUCUACAAAAUAUGUGGUGUGAUAGGCAGUCCAACCACUGAAUCAUGGGCUGUUGGACUCAAACUUGCAAGAGAUAUUAAUUAUCAGUUUCCACAGCUUGCUGGCGUAAACCUUUCUUCAUUGAUCCCAUCUGCAAGUGAUCAUGCAAUCAGCCUUAUCCAAUCACUUUGCUCUUGGGAUCCCUGCAAGAGGCCAACAGCUUUAGAGGCCCUUCAACAUCCUUUCUUCCAGAGUUGCUUUUACAUUCCUCCAUCCCUUCGCUCCAGAGCAAUAGCGAGAACCCCUCCACCUGCAACUAGGGGAUCACUGGAUCAGCAAGGGGUCAAGAGAUAUCCCGGUGCUUUACCCAACUCAAAACUCACCAAUUAUUUUCCAUCUCCAAAGUUACAGCCUUCUUCAGGACGUGGUUUGCAUCAGCUGGGGCGUCAAGAAGUGUUAAACCCUUGUGUGCAACGGAAGUUGGAUAUGGUAAAUCAGGAUGACAUUCAGAAUGAUAAAUCAAUGAAGACUACUACACAAUUGAAGUAUCGACAACCAGGAAAGGACAGUCAAACUUCUAUAAACAAAGGAAGAUCUACACGAGGUGCUUUAGAAACAGCUGAGAGGUUGGCCAAUAUGUCUAUUGGCACUCGAAGACAGUCCAUGGAGCAACCCCGUGCUCCUCCCAUGAAGGCUGGAGUCAAUUGGAGUUCUCCCAUGAAGGCUGGAGUCAAUUGGAGUUCCGAAUCUCCUAACUUCAUGCUCAGACCUGCACCACAGAUCUCAACUGGGAGAACGUACCCUAGAAAAGUUGCUGGAUGAGAAGAACAGCCUCUAUAUUAUUGCGACUAUCCUAGUUUAAACAAUAUAUAUUUGGGUUUUGCUCGUGUUAUGUUUACUGCAAAACUAGUUUGCCCGUGUCAUUAAUAAUCGUUUAUACUGUGUGUUGUGGGACAAACACGCAUGAGCUGAUACUUAAAUAAGUCUUUCUUAGCUUAUGAACUUUGAUGUGUGCGGUGUUUAUAAAUUGCCUUCUUGGUCAAUAAACAAUAAUUUAGUAAUGUUGCUGGUCUUAAUGACUACACCUGUACUUAAUGGUUGAAUUGUGAAGGUCUUUUUACAAAUAAUAAUGUGAAAGGUGGUUGUUGAUGUUA
Molecule: messenger RNA, 2951 nt
Organism: Lathyrus oleraceus (garden pea)
Lineage: Eukaryota; Viridiplantae; Streptophyta; Magnoliopsida; Fabales; Fabaceae
Product: cyclin-dependent kinase F-4
Exons: 19
Coding region: 1198-2619 (473 amino acids)
Biological process (GO): protein phosphorylation
Molecular function (GO): protein kinase activity; ATP binding
Source: RefSeq, a predicted model, not a curated record